AUGGCACAGGAUUACUGGUCUCUGCUGAAUGGAGACGGUAAGAUCGUUUGGGGACCAGAUGCAGAGUUGACGCCUCUUGGUAUUCAACAGGCUAAAGAUAACCAUACUGCAUGGAAAGAACAGAUUUCCAAGAAAAUUAGACUUCCACAAGCUUAUUAUUCUUCUCCAUUUACGAGAUCUUUAGAUACAAUGCUCUACACUUGGAAGGGAAUAUCACUGGAUUUUGAUAAUGCUCUACGACCACUGGUAAUGGAAGAUCUCCGAGAGGAUAUCGGAGUACACACAUGUGACAAGCGUAGAACGCGGUCAUUUAUAGAGGGUCGCUUUGGCUCUAUAGUCGAUAUUGAGCCUCAGUUAACAGAAGAAGAUGAAUUGUGGAGUACUCAACACAGGGAAACUCAUUCCGAGCAUGACGCUCGUAGCCGUGAUUUCCUCAAUUAUGUAUUUGAUUUAGACUGGAAAAGUGAGACACCUGUUGAUUAUGUUUCAGUAACUUCACAUUCUGGUACGACAAAUUCUCUUCUGAGUGUAAUUGGACAUCGUAGAUUUCAACUUGGCACAGGAGGUAUGAUCCCUGUGAUCGUCCGAGCUCAAAAACUAUAG
Messenger RNA from Sugiyamaella lignohabitans, 603 nucleotides. It is a transcript of the gene PMU1, whose product is annotated as Pmu1p. Lineage: Eukaryota; Fungi; Ascomycota; Dipodascomycetes; Dipodascales; Trichomonascaceae. Bases 1 to 603 code for a protein of 200 amino acids. The transcript has a single exon. Gene Ontology annotation, cellular component: cytoplasm. The record is from RefSeq and is a predicted model, not a curated record. Gene Ontology annotation, molecular function: phosphatase activity.